AAAGUCCGCGCACCGACUGCUCUUGUUGACAACUUUGAGCUCAAUCUUUUUAUUCGACCUACCAGUUUUACAUCUGAACUGAACGGAAUACGUCUUUUUAAAAUGGAGUUUGUUAAAGGCUGGAAGAUAAUGAAGGAUGGAGUUUUGGAUCCUCUGAAUUUGGUUGAUUCAUAGCCUUCCACAGCAAGACAAAAUGGAGGACCACUUAAAAAGAGCUCCAUAUAAAAACAAGACAUGCCAGUCGUCACCCGAGGACUGGUUCAAGAGUAGGCAGAGAUCAGUAGACAAUCAGUAUGACGUGGCACAAAGGACAAACCUCUACAACAGCAGCUCUCACACCAACAAGUGCGCUGAUCUCAAAACCCGCAGUGGUCUAAAUGAUGAUUCAAACAAGCAAACUGGAAAGUUAUUAAAAGACAACAGAGCUGAGUCUUCCUCUCAGGACAAAAUAAUCAGCAGGAGAUCAAAAGACAGAGGUGACAGAGGGACCAAACCUUCCCCAAACCCCGCAGAGAGAGCCAAAUCAGCCAUUACAUGUAGCAGCACAUUUGAAAUGAAACUUGCCGAUUUCCCUGAAUUGGGUGAUAUCACACCCAGCAACCCUACAGCAGCUUCCCUGCACCAGGAAUCAUGGGUACGCGCUGGCGCAGUCACGCCAGCAGAGUGUCAGAGUUCACCAGCACCCCUUUGUAAGAUUGUACCAAAACGAAGAACCAAGUCGGCACAGCUAGUCCCGUCCAGUGGAAAGUGUGACAUGUCAUCAGCUAUCACAGCAGCCCAAUUUGAUUUAGAUCAGGACCAAUCCAAUCCCACCGGAUCUUCUGCUCAGUCCUGGGCAAACAUUGCUUCUCAGCCUCCCAGAGUCAUCCAGAAAAGCUCUAAAGCCAACAGAUUGUCUCAGGAGGAUUUAACUACGCAGCUAGUUGAGCAGACAGAGAAGAAGAGGAGGAAGAAAAAGAAGAAAUCCAAAACAGCAUCUGAGAACGCAGAGGAGACACUAGAGGAACAUCUGAUACAGCAAGAGCCUCCAAAGUUUGAGGAUGAAGAGGAGUUUCCAGACCUAUCACAUGCAUCUGAACUCAAAGGACAUUCAGUAGCACAAAAAGAGGGAUUGUCCCUACACAAAGCCACUACACCCGCUUCUUCCUCCAGUGACACUAAGAAAACACAGCAGACUAGUCAGAAGAAGUCAAAAGUUCCUGUACAGCUUGACCUUGGAAACAUGCUGACCGUUCUUGAGCAGAAGCAACAGUCUCAAAAAUCCACACAAGACCAGCGACCACUAACACUUUCAGUUGGAGGAGCUCUGCCUGUAGUCCACAAAGAACCUUCAGUUCAGAAAAAACCAUGGCAGCAAGAGAAGACACCGCACAACCCGCUGGACUCCACCUGUCCAUUAGUGAAGAAGGGAAAACAGCGAGAAGUUCCCAAGGCGAAGAAACCAACACCACUCAAAAGAGUCAUUCUUCGGGAGAGAGAGGAAAGGAAACAGAACCGCCUGCUGGAGGAGAGAGACCCAACCCGAGUGGCCACUGAAGCUGGUGAAAACGAAACCAGUACUAGUGAGAAUCCUUCUGAAACGAGCCUCGCUGACCAUGACCAACAUCUUCACACAAACAUAGAUGAGAUGCCUGGACUCGUUGGGACUGAGGAGUCAGAGAGUGGCCAGCCUGGUUCACCAUCUCAUCACAAGUUGGAUGACAGCGUGUCAGAAAAUGCAACACUAAAAUCCUGGAAUCCCAAUCUUCCCAAAAUCCACAGCGAGACUACUGCAACCAGGUGCUUAGAAAAGAUGUAGAUGAAUGUGUGAGCAGCUUACUGAAGGAGCUGGUGAGGUUUCAGGAUCGUCUUUUUCAGAAAGACCCCAUGAAAGCCAGGAUG
Molecule: messenger RNA, 1881 nt
Organism: Sinocyclocheilus grahami
Lineage: Eukaryota; Metazoa; Chordata; Actinopteri; Cypriniformes; Cyprinidae
Product: selenocysteine insertion sequence-binding protein 2-like
Exons: 15
Coding region: 194-1798 (534 amino acids)
Biological process (GO): selenocysteine incorporation
Cellular component (GO): ribonucleoprotein complex; mitochondrion
Molecular function (GO): selenocysteine insertion sequence binding; mRNA 3'-UTR binding; ribonucleoprotein complex binding
Source: RefSeq, a predicted model, not a curated record